Austrofundulus limnaeus is the source of this 1896-nucleotide messenger RNA. Its product is annotated as excitatory amino acid transporter 5. Gene Ontology annotation, biological process: L-glutamate transmembrane transport. Gene Ontology annotation, molecular function: glutamate:sodium symporter activity; L-glutamate transmembrane transporter activity; neutral L-amino acid transmembrane transporter activity. Gene Ontology annotation, cellular component: plasma membrane. The record is from RefSeq and is a predicted model, not a curated record. Lineage: Eukaryota; Metazoa; Chordata; Actinopteri; Cyprinodontiformes; Rivulidae.
ACACAGGAGGACAGUGUGUCUAUGUGAUGCUCUUAGUUUGAUGUGAAAUUACGAAGGACGCGGCUCGGAGCGCUUUAUUUUGGACCGCAACCUCGUCGAUUCAGCUUUUAAUCUUCCUUAAGUUUCUUAAAUUUUUGUUUCUGUCUCAUAAGAUCCAUUUUCCCUUAAUCAGCCAGCUUUCAGCUACUUCCCCCACCUACAUCGUCCCCGGUCUGACACUUCCUCCGUCGUGGCGGCAGGUUGUUMGGGGCUCUCUAUGGCUGAAUAAGUGGUAAAACAGGGGGGUUACUUUGGUGGUUUUGCACAGGACUGGGACAAACAGCUGGAGGAGGAUGGCGCUGGCUCUGGAAGAAGUGUGGGGCCGAGUGAAGAAUGUCUGCAAGCAGAACGGACUGCUCAUCCUGUCGGUGCUGGCCGUGGUCAUCGGCUGYCUGCUGGGCUUCUUCCUCAGAGGCAAGCAGCUCUCCGAGCAGGUUUCCUGGAGAGCUCCUGAUGAGGAUGCUGAAGAUGCUGAUUCUUCCUCUCAUCACCUCCAGUUUGAUGUCGGGCCUGUCGUCGAUGGAGUCCAAAGCGUGCUGCAGGAUGGGUGUCCUGACCGUCACCUACUACCUGUGGACCACCUUCAUAGCUGUGGUGGUCGGCAUCAUGCUGGUCCUCAUCAUCAAACCUGGCGUGGGGACGGAGAUGGACAGCAACCGGCUGGGCGGUGGACCCGUCAUGACAUCGGCAGAUGCCCUGCUUGACUUGAUCAGAAACAUGGUUCCCUCCAACCUGAUUGAAGCCACCUUUCAGCAGUACAAAACGGACCUGAUCCCAAUCCUCAGGGUUCCAACCAAAACCAUCCUGCCCAACUUCGUCUAUGUUGUCCCUGAUGAGAACGACCCCAAAGGUCAAACGGUGUACCUGGAGCUGACUCCGCCCCCUGACGUCAUCUACAAGACGAGUCCCGGCAGCAGUCAGCAGAUGAACGUCCUCGGCAUCGUCAUCUUCUCUGCCACCAUGGGCCUUCUCCUGGGCCGGAUGGGAGAACGUGGAGCUCCUCUGGUUAAUGUGUGUCAGUGCAUCAACGAGUGUGUGAUGAAGAUCAUCAACGCUGCCGUGUGGUACUUCCCGUUCGGGAUCAUCUUCUUGGUGGCGGGGAAGAUCUUGGACAUGCAGGACCCGAGCACGCUUGGGAAGAAGCUGGGUUGGUACGGAGUGACCGUGCUCACUGGCCUCUUUGUUCACGGCCUCAUCCUCCUUCCGUUGUUCUACCUCAUCUUGACCAGGAAGAACCCCUUCAGAUACAUCCGUGGGCUGCUGCAGGCCAUGGUCAUCGCCCUGGCCACCUCCUCCAGCUCGGCCACGCUGCCCAUCACCAUGAAGUGCUUGUUGGAGAACUGCCACGUGGACCGUCAGAUCGCCCGCUUCGUUCUGCCUGUCGGAGCCACCAUCAACAUGGACGGCACGGCGCUGUACGAGGCGGUGGCGGCCAUAUUUAUCGCUCAGGUUAAUGACUAUGAGCUGGACUUUGGUCAGCUGGUCACCAUCAGGUAACAGUUUGUUUACAGCUUUUUCGUUUAGUUCAGGAGAAUACUUCAUUUAAUGUUUUUAAUUUAUUACCUGCUACUAAAAUGAUCGCAUGGCAUCAAAAUCCACCCAGUUCAUAAGAUAUUUUGCUAACAGACUUGUUGGCAGCAGGUGAUGAACAUUCUUCUACAGGAUCGGUGAUAAACUCAGCAGAAUUUAAAUUGUCUUGUUGUUUUUUCAGACCUGAGUCAGUUGGGUUUUUUUUUACAGGGAUGCACGAUAUAUCAGUAUUAAUAUUGGUAUCGGUCCGAUAUGUAAAACUGGGUCCGUGUACAUUCAGGCAGUUCAUUUUGUCAUUUGAAACAAAAAAUGAAAAAAGCACUUGGU